This is a messenger RNA of Guillardia theta CCMP2712, 2019 nucleotides long. RefSeq lists its product as hypothetical. The record is from RefSeq and is a predicted model, not a curated record. NCBI's taxonomy places the organism in Eukaryota, Cryptophyceae, Pyrenomonadales, Geminigeraceae. The coding region runs from base 1 to 2019 and encodes 672 amino acids. The transcript has a single exon.
AUGAAGCUCGAGCGCUAUGGAGUUCGACUUCGAUACGAUCGCAAGGCUGGGUUCAUCGUGGCAGGGGUUCAAGCAGGCUCUUCUGCAGAUUCAUGUGGUCUACAGAUAGGAUGGAAGCUUCUUUUCAUAGAGGAUUUGGAGAACCAUGCUUUCGACCUGAACCUGUUGAACCAGAGCGAUGGCCCCGAACUUCCCGACCAUCUUCGUGUGACAUUUCAAACAGAAGCAAAGCAGAGAGUGCCGAUGAGGCUGUUCGCUGGAAAACCCGCAAAAGUCGACAAGUUCAUUGAUGAAGUGCGAUCCUGGAGGACUCCCAGCCCAACCCACCUGCGGAGAUCGUCCCCGAAGCUCGGAAUCUCUCCUCUCGACUCAGCUCUCCAGAAGGUUUCAUUGCUCGCGAAUGCGUACCGUAGGAAAGGUAUAUUCGGUGCAGGAGAGGCUAUGAGCAGCUUGAUUGGAUAUGGUUAUAGUUUUUCGCACGUUGAAUCAAUUCCUAAGGGUACAGCUUUCGCACACAUCGCUGUGAACAGGGCGUUUCAUGGUUGGUCUAAGGUCAAGAAGAAUACAGAUCCAUUAGUACGGCCUGAGUAUGAUGCAGCAGUAUACGUGUUCUAUCUAGAGAUGGUGAAAUCUUCAAAUCGCAACCGCCUUGAAGACUUCUUUUGUGCAUGGAAACGCCUGCAUGAAAUGAACAAAAAAUUACUCCGAUACUCCCUGGAAAGCUUGCGAACGUAUGUUCAAUUUGCUCAAAAAGACGCAUUCGAAUCGUGGAUUGAGUUCAAAGCGACGUAUCCCAAGCCCAAGUCUGACAUGGCUUUGAAGAGCUCGACCAAGGUGGAAGAACAAGCAGAAAGCGCCCAAACGAAUCUCGCAGCCAACAACAUUCAAGAGCCUGGUCUUGUUGUUCUCGGACCUUUGCCAGACUUCGUCAAGAAUGUUUGGCCAGACCUGGACAUUGAUCAUUACCAAACCUUGAAAGAGUCUGUAAAAAGAUCAGGAAGUGUCCGUAAAUCCGUUGCAAAAUCGGCGAAGCGAAGAGGCUCGGGAGGCAACGAAGGCGGCGCCAAGCAUCGUGACGAUGCAGGAUCUGAAAGGCGAAGCACCCAUGAGGUGAGUCAAGACAACAUUACGAUACGUGAGAAAUCUUGGGUAAAACUGAAGAAUCUUCAUGAUAGAUCGGAACUUAAUGGCAACGAAGCAUUUGUUGUGCGCAAAGAAGAUACCUCUGUCUUGGUUCAAGUUCAUGGUAAACGUGUCAACGUCAAGCUCGACAACGUUGAACCCCUAACUGAAGACCAAGCUCGCAAAGUGGAACAACGAGUCGUCGACAAGUACAUGGAUCAGAUACAGAUACGACUCAAGAAUCUGGACAUGAAGGGAUCAAAUUAUUGCAUAAACUGUCAAAGCGUGCUCGAGAAUUUUCCAAAGAAUCGUGAUGAUGCAUUCGAUUGUCUAAAUCAGCACUUGUGGAACGUGGACGCUGCGGUAGACAUUUUUGUUGAGGACUCCAAUGGCUUGAUAGCAGACAAAUUUCGCAACUCCAAGGAUUCUCUCAAGAUUUUGCAAAGCUGGAAUGAAGUGGUUUUUUCUAAACGCAUGUUCAAAAGUAUGAGAUCGACUGCAGAGUUGCGAUAUGCGUCCAAGCUACGAUCAAGGCUUGUCAAGAACUGGGGCGACGCUGUCAAAGAUGCAAAGGAGUUAAUGCACCUGACUGCCUACCUGUGGCUUGCAACGAAUUACAACUUGAUCAAGAAAGUGCUCAUGGAGUGGAGGUUGCGCAAAACGUGCAAUGAUAUGGCAUCAGAUUCAUCCUCGGAUUCAGACGACCUCAUCACGAAAGUGGUCAGCCCGAAGGCUGUCAGCGCAGUAUCAGGAGUUCUUUCCUUUGCCGCAGCUGCUGGUCGAACGAUCGUAGGAGAGGAUUCAGCCAAUCAGCUUGCUCAAGGGAUCGGCAGCAUUCUGUUGGGGAGAGAUCGGGUAAAAGACAUGUUCGAGAACAGAAGCAACUUUAACGGAUAA